UGAACUCCUUCCGGUCCAACGUCUUCUUCGUGGCCUGAACGUGCAGCCCAUUGCGCAAUUUUCCUUCCUUUUGGCCAAGACGCCUAUCCUACUGCAGCGACCGACAUCGAGCUCGAACUUAUGAGUCUCUGGUCUAACCUGAGACUACUUCGACGGCCGCAUGGCCUCCGUUUCAGCUGUCAAGAUGGCGACCACUACAGAGCAAACGCCGCCAGCCGGAGGAUUAGGAGUGCCUGCGCCUGUAGCGCCUGUCCCACACAAGUUUAAGGCCUCAGAUCUGCCUUUGACUUCUGCUACAAGAUCCGCAAUCGAAGGACUGGCUCACAGCUUCAAGAAGAAGGGUGGCUAUGAUGCGAUUCGCAAGAAUGUUUGGGAGAAGUUCGAAGCUAGUGGCUACGAAGCUCAAGUCACUAAAUCAAUCGUCGAGGUCGCUGAGCAGGAAGUCGAGCGCAACCCGUCCCAACUGCUGAAGAUGGACCGUCGUAAGGCAGCUGCUCUUAUCGACGGUGCACUGGAUCGAUCCGGUGUCUAUCAGAAAGCUGAAGAGGUUAUUGACCAGCUCAUCGAUGUGAAAGCUAUUGAGGAGCGCAUUCGGGAGCUCCGCAAAGCGGACGUGGGCGACGAAGCCGCUAUGGCAGAACAACUGCGUGGAUCUAAGACUGAUGAGGACUAUGCCGCCGAUACAGCCGGUCGCUUGGAAGAGCGCGAGCGUGUGAGACGCGAGCUCAGAGAGAAGGAAGAACAGAUCGCAGCGGAAAAGCGCAAGAUCGAACUGGAAGAGAAGAAGCAGCGGGAGCGAGAGAUGGAGAAAGUCGAAGCUAAGCGCAAGGAAGAACGAGACGCUCGACGACGUGAGAGAGAAGCCAAGGAUGAGGAACGCGAGAUCCAGAGACAGAAGGAGAGAGACGAGCGUCGCGCCGCGCGAGAGAAGGCACGCGAAGAGAGAGAGCGAGACCGUGACCUGAAGAGAAGAGAUCGCUCGAGAGACAGGUCAAAGGACAGGUCGAGGGACAGGUCAAGAGACAGGUCUCGCUAUCGUGACAGAUCCAGAGACAGAAGAGACCGAGAUCGAAGCCGCAGUCCUCGCCGCCGUGAUAGCCGAGAGCGACGGAGACGAGACCGGUCUCCGCGAGAAGAAAGGGAGCGUAAUAAGCCCGAAGAACUCGAACAGCAACUGUCGAAAGAAGAGCUCGAGAGACUUGAGCAGGAUGCCCUUGCAGACCUCUUGCGUGAGAGCAAGAGAAGUUCCGCCAAACAGCCCGAAAUUGAGAUUGAUGAUGCCCUUGUGCCCCCGCCACGUAAGACCAAGCCAGCCUCGGCCAUUCAACCAAUCCGUCGGGAUUCUCCCAAGAAUGCAUCCGACCCUAAGAAGGUACCAGAACUUGUGAAGACGGACUUGAAAGAUUCUGUCAAGGAACCGAAGCCGCCCAAGGAGGUUAGGGAAGUAAAGGAAACUAACCAAGUUAAGGACGUCAAGGACGUCAAGGAGACCAAAGACUCGAAGAUUGUGAUCAAGGAAAUCAAGGAGUUGAAGAUCGCAAAGGCAGCAGAGAGCUCUAAGGAAGACCUCGAACCUAGGGAGGUGAAGGAACCUAAAGACUCGAGGGAAGCUAAGCCCAAGGAUGAGCGACGUAGCAGCAUAGCCGCCUCUUCGCGGGACCAUCGCCAUGAUCGUGAUCGACGUGACCGAGAGGAGCCAAUUAGGUCACGGCACCGUUCCAAGGAAAGGAGUCGCUCGAGACACCCAAGAAAGAGAAGCCGCUCGAGACGCCCAAGAGAGAGAAGUCGCUCGAGGAGUCUACACUCUCGAGAUGUCAGGAACACGAGUCGUUCUAAGCGUCCACGCUCAAGAGACGUAAGAAGCCGAAGCCGCUCAAGGCAUCAGUUCCCUUUCGAGAACAACUAUCGACCAGGUGAGCUCAGAGCUCAAGAUCGUAGUCGCUCUCGCCACCGGUCGGACCGAGAUAGGAGAGACAGGCGAGACAGGAGCCAUUCGAAGAGUCGAAAAGAUAGAAGCCGCUCACGGGACCACUACAAACCAGAUCGGAGAGUCCGCAACGAUACUCGAGGCAAAGACAGCCCGGACAGACGUGAACGUGCUCACACUGAUCGCCGGGAGAGAUCCCGCUCCCCUCGUCCUCGAACUGAGCGAAAGGAUAGGAGCCGCUCACGCCUAAGAAGUGAACGUCGUGCACGCAGCCCUUCCACUAAGAGAGCACGAAGUCGAGAUCAUCGCAGUCGCUCUCGUUCCCGCCCUACCACUUCUGCCAGGCAUGAAACGCAGUUGAUGGACGCAGAGACCUGGAAACAAGGCGAGAUCAAGAGGCGUGAGCAGGAAGCAAAGGCGUACCUGGCUGCUCAGAAGGAAGCUCGCGAGAAAGGCCUACCAGUUCCAGGACUUGAAGAUCGGCAUAGUGCUGGUGAACGGUCGCCUGAGGUCAGACGCAGCAGCCGUGUGCCUGAAGACAUUGAUUCGUAUCGCCCUGGCGAGCGGCGUCGUGAAAAGGAGUCUGACCGUGAGCGUACAGGAGGCGAUAAGUAUAGGGCCCGGGACGAUGAGAGGGGUGGUGGUGACAAGUACCGAGCCCGAGAUGAAGAUAGGAGUAGUGGUGAUAAGUAUCGAGCUCGGGACGACGAGCGGGGGUCUGACAAAUACCGGACCCGUGAUGAUCGGGGUUCUGACAAGUAUCGAUCACGGGAUGAGGACAGACGCGAAAGACGCCGCAGCCGAAGCAGAAGCCAUGACCGAGACAAUAGAGACAAGCGAAGCCGACGUGAGCGCAGCACCGAUUCCCGCCGCGACAGACGAGACAGGCGGGACAGGAGUCAUAGCCGCAGACGCAGUCGGAGUCCGCGUCGAUAGAUUCCUCGCGCCAACGUUAUCAGCGUGACUUCAACUUAUCGACCAUCGGCGGUGUAUUAGCGAGGCGUUUAGGGAGGCAUUCAGGGUGGGGGAUUGACAUUAGUAUUGUAUAAACAUGUACAGCAUUUCGGAGCUCUAAGACUACGUUCAGGGAAAGAUUCGGCAAUGACACCUACUUUUGCUUGCGGAUUUUUCUGAGCUCAAGGAAUCAAUAUCGGGAACAUUGAUGGUUUAUUUGCAUGUUCAGAUACCCUUGGGGUGGAUGGCGUCUGAGCUCCCGGAUGCUAUUGGUAUAGGGAGAACCAAACAUCACAGUCGACAGUCAUGGCUUAACUCAAGUGGAUAUAUUUUUCAUGAAGCGGUCCUCUUGUCAAUUGGUGAGUUUCCAAGCUAUGGAUACUGGUAUAGAACAAGCCAGGUCAUGCCUUAAUGAUACUGUAACACAAGGCUCGUGAAUCAAUAACAG
Messenger RNA from Pseudomassariella vexata, 3329 nucleotides. RefSeq names its product complex proteins associated with Set1p component shg1-domain-containing protein. The record is from RefSeq and is a predicted model, not a curated record. The transcript is spliced from 2 exons. Bases 161 to 2863 code for a protein of 900 amino acids. Lineage: Eukaryota; Fungi; Ascomycota; Sordariomycetes; Amphisphaeriales; Pseudomassariaceae.